AUAAUAUAACAGUAAACCCUUCCCGGCUUUUACCUUUCCUGUUCCGGCUGGCUUCUCUUCUUCUUCUUCUUCUUCCUCCUCCUCCUCUCUCUCUCCUUGAUUCGAUUCGUUCAUUCAAACCCAGAAAAGAAAGUGAAGAAGGAGGGUUUAUGGGUUGCAGGAAUUCUUCAUCCUUUUCAUCCUCAUCAUCUUCAUCCGCUGCAGCCGUGUUCGAUUACCAGCCGCCAAAUCAGCUUUUGUUCAUUCCCUCCGGUUCAUUAACGCCUUGGAUACGAGACCCCCGGUUAACCGUUCCUUAAUAUUCAAUUCCUAGCUUUUUUGUUCUCUGGAUUGUCAAGAAAUUGAAUCAGCUGUGUUGUGCUUGAAGUCCUCCAAGGAAGCAGUAUCUUUUGUUGAUUUGGUGCCUAUUGUUAAAGAUAAGUGGGGGUGGGGGUGGGGGGGGUUUACUCUUCUCUAUGCUACUGAAGAUGGCUGCAAAAAGCCCUCAGCAAACAAGGAUGUCAUCUGGGAGGGCUAAGACCUCUGGUUGGGCUGCAUUUGCCCAAAAGGAAAGACAGAAACAACAAGGCCUUGAACCCAAUCUUGAUGAAGAUCCUUUCCCACCUGUAACAGUCCCUAAUACUCUCUCAACUCACCCCUCCUAUAAGUCAAAGAAUACUGGUACCCUAUGGGAGAAGCCUUAUUCUACUGUGCUCUUACCCUCUCCAAAUUUUGCUUCCUUGGAGCAAAGUAAUGGUUCAAACUCUAAGCAAUUAAGUGUUGGAAAUUUCAAUUCCAGACAGGGCAGUGAUGUUUUCAAGAAGGGAGGUAAUGUUGAUUUGUAUCAAAAAAUUAAGGAGCUUCACUCAUGGGCAGAUGAAGACUUGAUCAAAGAUGUUAUGGCUGGGGUGAAUUAUGACUUUGACCAGGCUAUAAUGCAAUUGGAAGCAAUAGUUUCACCUGACCAGACUCAUGUGUUGCAUAAGGAUUUGGAAACUGAGAAACCUGAUACUAACAAGGUCUUAAUUACUGCUGAAGCAUUGGCUCCCUUUGUUCAAAAGACCAAGGAAGAGAAGGACAAAAAAUGUGAAAAAUUCAAUGAAGAUGCUUCAUUCAAAGGGGACAUUAAUGUGGAAGAUUUGAGUCGUACCCUAAAUAAAUGUCUGGAUAUCAGUAACAAAGACUUGAUCAAUGCGAGUUCUGCCUGUGGGGAUAAACUUCCUGGUAAUGCAUCACUGGGUAUUUUCAGAUUUGUGCCCAUUGAACCUGAGUUUUGGGAAGAAGAUGAUAUAUACUUAAUCCAAAGAAAAGAUGCCAUGAGGAUGAUGAGGUCAGCAGUUCGACAUUCUAAGGCUGCCAAUGAUGCCUAUUUAAGGGGAGACCACCUGACUGCCCAACAUUUUUCACUGAAAGCUCAAGAAGAAUGGUUAGCUGCUGGCAAGCUAAAUUCAAAGGCAGCAAAGGAAAUUCUAAGCAUCCGGAACAGUAAAAAUGAUGAGUGGACUCUGGACUUACAUGGUCUUCAUGCAAUGGAAGCAGUUGAAGCCUUGCAAGAACACUUGAAAAAGACUGAAUCUCAGGUUUCACUCAAUCAUUCAGUAUAUCCAAGAGAAGUAAAAGUGAAAGCUGGAUUUGAAUCCACUGCAUAUCUUGGAUAUUCAAAUUGUAUUGAAGCAGAGGGUUCAACAAAGAGGCAACAGCGACCCUCUAUGCUCCAAGUCAUAACAGGUAAAGGUAAUCAUAGCCAGGGAGAAGCUGCAAUUCCAAUAGCCAUUAGAAACUUUCUCACUGAGAAUGGAUAUCGUUAUGAUGAGGCCCGGCCUGGGAUGAUUGCAGUGUGGCCAAAGUUCCGACCACAAUAAAAGCCUAUAGAUGAGUGAUUUGCAGAAAUUGGAGGAUUCAACAUGAUUGAUGUAACUGCACAUAUUUAUGUUAAUUAUUCCCUGUGAUGAAUUAAUUACAGACAUGUUCACAACUGUUA
Ipomoea nil (Japanese morning glory) is the source of this 1960-nucleotide messenger RNA. RefSeq lists its product as uncharacterized. Bases 456 to 1841 code for a protein of 461 amino acids. The transcript has 6 exons. The record is from RefSeq and is a predicted model, not a curated record. NCBI's taxonomy places the organism in Eukaryota, Viridiplantae, Streptophyta, Magnoliopsida, Solanales, Convolvulaceae.